GAGCCAUCCCACUCGGCAGCAGGCCCCAUGCUACUAUUGUCUAAGAGGAGAGCGGGCUAUUUGCAAAAUAAAGAUAGCCUACUGUUCAGCUCGUAGCCGCUAUGUGGGCUGACACAUGGGCAGGGUGAUUUGAAGGGGAAGCAGCGUUGAAAUGUACGACUGUUACCGGCGGAGCUCCGCUGUGUUUGUACUCCCGGACAGCUCGUCUUCUCGGCGGUCGGAUGCUGGAAGUGGUCGCCGAUAAAGGGCGCACGUACUGGGCUCGUAGAGAAAGGAGAAGGGACGCGGAAGGAAGGAACGAAGGAAGGAUAAGGGGAGCAUUUUAAUACCAAAUCGGGACACAUGUUGAGCUAACGCCCCCCCUCCUUCUCCUCCUCUCCUCCCAAAUGCAUUUGUUGCCUCAAUCGCCUUCCCGUUACUAAUUACUCCGCGUCAGGAUAAAGCAGCGGAUCUCGUCUCCGGCUCUGAGGAUCCUCACCGUGUUUGGGGGGGACCAUCAUGGAUCUCAGUAAGAUUGCUGUCAGCAUCAAUAAGGCCAUCAACACACAGGAGGUCGCUGUCAAAGAGAAGCAUGCCAGGACCUGCAUCUUGGGCACCCAUCAUGAAAAAGGUGCCCACACUUUCUGGGCGGCGGUCAACCGGCUUCCUCUCUCCAGCAACGCGGUGCUGUGCUGGAAGUUCUGCCACGUCUUCCACAAGCUGCUGCGAGACGGACAUCCAAACGUGAUCAAGGACUCCAUGAGGAACAAGGCUGAUUUAACUGAUAUGAGCAGGAUGUGGGGUCACCUGAGUGAAGGCUAUGGGAAGCUGUGCAGCAUCUACCUCAAACUGCUCAUCACCAAAAUGGAGUUUCACAUCAAAAACCCUCGUUUCCCCGGCAACCUGCAGAUGUCAAACAGACAGCUUGACGAGGCGGGAGAGAAUGACGUUAACAACUUCUUCCAGUUGACAGUAGAGAUGUUUGACUAUCUGGAGUGUGAGCUCAACCUCUUCUUGGGCGUAUUCAGCUCUCUCGACAUGUCUCGGUCGGUGUCUGUGACGGCGGCGGGCCAGUGUCGUCUUGCCCCCCUCAUCCAAGUCAUCCUGGACAGCAGCCACCUGUAUGACUACACCGUGAAGCUGCUGUUUAAGCUGCACUCAUGCCUUCCAGCAGACACUCUCCAGGGCCACAGAGAUCGCUUCCAGGAACAGUUUAAGAAAUUAAAGAGUCUGUUUUAUCGCUCCAGUAACUUGCAGUACUUCAAGAGGCUGAUUCAGAUCCCACAGUUGCCUGAGAAUCCUCCUAACUUCCUGCGUGCAUCGGCUCUGUCGGAGCACAUCAGCCCCGUGGUUGUGAUCCCGGCCGAGUCGUCGUCCCCCGAGUCAGAGCACGUGGUGGAAACAGACGACCUGGUGGACACCGACGUCCCUGUGCUGCCGGCUCCUGUGGAGACAAAGUUUGACGACCUGUUUGGCACCUCGGCUGCUAUUGACCCAUUCAACUUCAACAGUCAGAACGGCAUGCGCAAAGACGACAAAGACCGUCUGAUUGAACAGCUGACCAAGGAGAACAAGGCCUUAAAAGAGGAGUUGGUAUCUUUCAGGCUGGAGAGUGGUCGGUUGUGUCAGGCACUGCGCGGGCGUAUCAAUGAGCUGGAGGCGGAGCUAGCGGAGCAGAGCCACCUGAGACUGCAGGCCGCAGGGGAGAGCGAGUUCCUGAGGGCAGAGCUGGAUGACCUGCGGAGGGUCCGAGAGGACACGGAGAAGGAGCAGCGGAGCCUGACGGAGAUAGAGAAAAAAGCUCAGGCCAAUGAGCAGCGCUACACCAAACUGAAGGAGAAGUACACAGAGCUUGUUCAGAGUCACGCAGACCUGCUGAGGAAGAACGCAGAGGUGACCCGGCAGAUGACGGUGGCCCGGGCAGCACAGGAUGAAGUGGAGGAGGUGAGGAAAGAGAUGCAAGAGAAGGUGAAAAUCGCCCAGGAGGCUGCAGACAGACAGGAGAGGGAUCAGCUGCAGCAGCUUCAGGAGCUGCAGAGAGAGCUGGUGUCCAGCAGGGCAGACCUGGACUCCCUGAAGACCAUCAUGGCCUCAUCACAACAGUCAGGUGAGGUGCUCAUUACUCAGCUCGCCACCCUGGAGUCUACGAACGCGGAGCUUGUCCAGUUCUUGUCCAAGGUGGAGUCGGAGCUGGUUGUACGGGGGGAGGAGCUAGAGCGAGUCCAAAGCUCAUUGGCCAGUGAGAGGGAGAGCGGGGUGAAGACAGCAGAAGCCCUGCAGAAUCAGCUUAAUGAGAAGGAGAGCAGGGAGCAGGCAUUAGAGAGCCAGCUGGUCGCAGCUCGCUGGUCCAGUCUGCAGGGAGCCGUGGAAGAGGCAGAGAGGAUCAUUCAGGACUCGCUGGUGCAGAUAGACGACCCGGCACACAUCAGCUGCACCAGCUCUGCAGACUACCUAGCAUCCAGGUGUAAGGCCUCUUUAGACUGUAUGGACCGGCUCCAUUCUGCCAGAGAGGCCUUCGUGGCUGACAGCACAGGUGUGUCUGAGCUGGUACGAGUGGUGACCCAGUGUGGCCACCUGGUGGGUGACACCAUCGUUCAGGGUAGUGCCACGUCUCACAUGGUGCCUGUGGAGCAAGCUGAUGCUCUGUCAGAGAGUGUGAAGGCAUGCGGGGCCGAGGCUCUGGCUCUGCUGGGCCAGAUGAAGGAGCAGGACAGCCUGGCCACAGCGGACAGCUGCAAGCUGAAGGCAGCUCUGGAGGCCAUCCUGUCCACUGCAGAGAAACUGCGUCCUCGGGGUUUGGAGCUUCAGCAGGGGGAGCUGGGAGAUCUAGUGGAGCAGGAAAUGGCUGCUACGUCCGCUGCUGUGGAAUCAGCUGCCACCAGGAUAGAGGAAAUGCUCAACAAGUCUCGAGCCGUUGAUACAGGAAUCAAGAUGGAGGUCAAUGAGAGGAUCUUGGCCUCCUGCACAGAGCUGAUGCAGGCGAUCAAACAGCUCAUUCUGUCUUCCAAAGAUCUGCAAAGGGACAUUGUGGAGAGCGGUCGGGGGGCAGCAUCCAUGAAGGAAUUUUAUGCCAAGAAUUCCCGCUGGACUGAGGGCCUGAUUUCUGCCUCCAAAGCGGUGGGAUGGGGCGCCACGGUCAUGGUGGAUGCUGCUGAUCUGGUGGUUCAGGGCAAAGGGAAGUUUGAGGAGUUGAUGGUGUGUUCACAUGAGAUCGCCGCCAGCACAGCGCAGCUUGUGGCUGCUUCCAAGGUAAAAGCAGACAAAGAUAGCGCCAACCUGCACCGUCUGCAGCAGGCAUCCCGUGGCGUCACUCAGGCCACCGCAGCUGUCGUGGCUUCCACCAAGUCUGGGAAAUCCCAGAUUGAAGAGACAGAUACGAUGGACUUCUCCAGCAUGACUCUCACCCAGAUCAAACGACAAGAGAUGGACGCCCAGGUCCUGGUUUUGGAACUGGAGACGCGUCUGCAGAAGGAGCGAGAGCGUCUCGGUGAGCUGAGGAAGAAGCAUUACGAGCUAGCUGGGGUAGCAGAAGGCUGGGGCGAGGAAGAGGAGGGCACAGGUUGAGACCAGUCGUCCCUCUCCCCUACCAGAAGACUUGCUUCUGUCUGCCUCUUUCUAUUUAUACACACACAUUUCAGUCUCUUUCUCCCUUCUUUUCUUCUCUUUUUUGUUUGUUUGUUAUUCUAAGCCAAAUGAAAAGGUGCUUCUUUUCUAAACCUAUUUCUCCAUCUGCGCCUGGAAGCUUCCAUAAGGUCAGUACCAAGGGCUCAGCGACGGGGGGGCGUUGGAAGGAGGAACCGAUGGAUUUCAGGAGUCGCAAAGGAAAACGACCCCCACUGCCUCUCCCCCAGGACUGUGUUGGUAUAAGGCGGGCAUGAAGUCGAUCCGUUCUACCAAUUAUUUGUUGUUUUCUUCCCUGGUUCCCAUUUUUAACAACGGCGCUCCGUCGAGGAGUUGCAGCGGAGACGCAACGAGCACAAGUUCUACUCAAGACAUCCCAGGAUGCACUGCACAGGGGCCAAACUCGCAGCAGCAAGAGGGGAAAUGAGUGACUGUCUGCCCCACCCCCUGCCCCAAAACCAUGUCUCUGUGUAACAAAGAUGACAUGCAUGCUCUCCUACUAAAACAAGUGUUUUGUUCUACGUUGUGAGCUUAUAAAGCUAUGGGAGCCUGAGCUGCUCUUUAUCUGUUGGUGCAGUUUGACGUCUUUGCUAGUUUCUUCCUCUUCUUCUUUUUCUCACUGUGAGUUAUCACCUAUUAAGUCCACACCUCUUCACUGACUGGUUUACUGGACUUUCUGCCUUUCACCUCCUCACCGUUGUAAUGACCGUGACUGUUAACUUUCAUUGAAACUCUUAAAACCACUCCAAACUGUCAGCGUGCAGACGAGUCGGGGAGUAGUUUCAGAACAGGAAAGUAGCACAGUUGUUUUUGUUGGGUUAUUUUUCGAACAGUCCUCUUCUUGUGAGGUUUGAGACCACUGACUACCUCAUGCUACAUCUUCAGAGGUAGUGGUGCAUCACAGGGAGGUCUGAUGAGUAGACAUUCGGUCAAUUUUUGGACAUUUCCCCCUUUUCAGCGGUUAAAGUUAGUAAAGGGGGUCAGGAGAAAACACUUUGGGGUCUACUCCCUUUUCUGUUCAGUUUUUUUUCUCAAUGACAACAGUUAGAGUCUGGCAACAAACAUAACGUUGAAGACCCCUUAUUGGUGCAUAUUUUUAGAUAUGUCAGCAGCAGCAGCUUUGCAGGUGGAGCUGGGAUCCAGUCACAUAAUGAACUGCUACGCAACGGCGUUGUCUUCUGACAGACAGCGAGUAUCAGUUCCUGGAGACGUAAUGACCCUGCCAGCAGGAACAACCGUGCUCCUGGUGUAUUUCAGGAGACAGGACUGCCCGCUAAGUCAGAUAAAAACGUUGGAUCUCUUUUAAAAACAAACUUCACGUCAGCUUCGAGGAGCUCUAAGGCCAUCCAACAGCACACUUUUGUUCAUGAAACGUUGAAAGAUUUAUCUGGUUUAUCACAUGAUCCUGCCUCUUCAAGUACCCCGCAGGACUGACGUUGGACUGCCGUUUUUGUAAAUCCUUGACUAAACUAACAGUCUGUAUUUGCAGGACCACAACAGACUCUCAUAAAACGAAAUGCGCAGCACACAGACUGCAGCGUUUUCAAUAGCUUCCUCAAGACCACAUAGCUGUGUAUAUAACAUACAAGCCUUCUACUGAUCUUUUGCUUUCAUCUAAUCUGAAAAGCAACUGCAUCAAUGUUUGCAUCUCUCCGAGUAAGGAUUCAGUUUAAUUGAAUUAGGGAUACAAAAUGGUGCAAAUGAAAAUCACCCAUAACUAAUAUAAGUCGUUAUUUUUUUCCAUAAGAGGUUGUUAUUUAACAGAUUUUCCUACUGAGGCUCAUGACUUGUUGCCAGUGGACUUUGUGAGACGACUGACCAUGCCUUUGGUUUACCAUGAGAUGAGUGGACAUCCGUUUUUGAACCCGACACCUUUACACUUUCUUUCUGUUUGAUGACAAUAGCGGUGAUGAUUCUCUUGGAGUUCGUCUUUCUCCGUGUCUUAACAUACUUAGUUUCGACGCUCAGCUUCAGCUGUGUAUCUCUAAAAAAGUUGUGACACUGGGUAUUUAACAGACACUGGUCAAAUAGUAUUUGCCAAUAAUUCUUUUAAAAUGUCUUUUUAACCGUUUGGUGCAGCAGAUGGGCGAGUCACAACACAGUAAAGUAGUUAAAAGUUUAUUACUAAAUAGACGUUGAAAUAAUUAGACACCACCCAUCUGGUGCUCCAAACAGGUUACAGCAAGUAUUAUUUGCAGUACUGUUGGGUCCAGGUCUUGUAUUUAAUAAUGAUUUUAGCUGUGUUGUGUCACUUCUUCCACGCCUGGGCAAAACGGUAGCUGAUUUCAUUAGAAUAAACAGUUUAAAAGGAGGACACGUCCUCUCUUUAUGCUAUUUCAUUCAAGUGUCUUGAAAGAUGAAUUGAAUGCACCUUGAGUGAUGAUUGGUUGUAUUUUUGCCCAAAUAUUCUUUAUUAACCUCUCUCUCUCUCUCUCUCUCUCUCUCUCUCUCUCUCUCUCUCUCUCUCUCUCUCUCUCUCUCUCCCUC
Thunnus maccoyii (southern bluefin tuna) is the source of this 6087-nucleotide messenger RNA. RefSeq names its product huntingtin interacting protein 1 (gene hip1). Gene Ontology annotation, molecular function: actin filament binding; phosphatidylinositol-3,4-bisphosphate binding; phosphatidylinositol-3,5-bisphosphate binding. The record is from RefSeq and is a predicted model, not a curated record. Bases 499 to 3543 code for a protein of 1014 amino acids. Gene Ontology annotation, biological process: actin filament organization; clathrin coat assembly; endocytosis. Gene Ontology annotation, cellular component: actin cortical patch; presynapse; extrinsic component of postsynaptic membrane. The transcript has 31 exons. Lineage: Eukaryota; Metazoa; Chordata; Actinopteri; Scombriformes; Scombridae.